Molecule: messenger RNA, 1915 nt
Organism: Carya illinoinensis
Lineage: Eukaryota; Viridiplantae; Streptophyta; Magnoliopsida; Fagales; Juglandaceae
Product: ethylene-responsive transcription factor ERN1-like
Exons: 1
Coding region: 262-1080 (272 amino acids)
Biological process (GO): regulation of DNA-templated transcription
Molecular function (GO): DNA-binding transcription factor activity; DNA binding
Source: RefSeq, a predicted model, not a curated record
UUGCCUGUUCCUUUUAGGGAAAAAAAUAUUAAGACAUGUCUCCCAAGUAGCUGUAUGAUUCAGUCUUCACCGAGCGUUGAGAAAUUAGUCAAGAUUUAGGAGGAAUAAAUGUUAAAUGACAUGCUGACAAGCAACCAAACGACGAGCUCCCCACUAACAUAACUCCUCCAAAAACUCCUGCCUAGCUUCUUCCCUUCCUCGUAUAAAUCAGCCCCCUCCCUCUCUCAUCGUUAACUCAAAGCUCCUUUCAAAACUUGGAAAAUGGAACAUCUUCGAAAACAGCAGAAAGGAGUUUCAGCCAACAAGCAAAGCAAAUACAAAGAGAGGAUCACGAACAAUAAUAUUAUUAGCAAAAGCAAGUUUGUUGGGGUGAGACAAAGGCCUUCCGGGAAAUGGGUAGCAGAGAUCAAAGACACAACGCACAAUAUAAGGAUGUCGCUCGGCACCUUCGAGACGGCCGAACAAGCUGCUCGAGCUUACGAUGAAGCUGCUUUCCUUCUUCGUGGUUCCAACACUCGAACCAACUUUGCAACUCAUAUCUCCCCAGAUUCACCUCUCUCUUUGAAAAUAAAGAACCUGCUCCAUCAGAAAAAGACUUCGAAACAACAGCCUUCAGCAGCCGCCACCGUUAAACCGGCGAAUGCUAGAAUUACUUCUACUUGUUGUCUCACUAAUUUUAGUACGAAACAUAGUACUGCUUCUUCUAGUGGCAAAGAUCAAGGUCCUUCGAUGGUUGGUGAUGUAUAUAUACCAGACUUAAGCAACUGCGUUGCGGGAGUUGAAGCAGGCAAGUUUCAUUCUGAUCACUCGUGGACGUUUCAAAGUACUACUGGGUUAGAUCAGCUUCCAUUACUUCAAGAUAGGUUGUAUUUUCCCAAACAUGGUGGUAAUAAUUUGAUGCCUGCAGAUACAAUUUCCCAAACAUAUGUAGAGCUUACAGAAUUUGAAAGAAUGAAGGUAGAAAGACAGAUUUCAGCUUCGUUAUAUGAGAUGAAUGGAGUGAACGACUAUGCAUAUGAUGAUGCUAGUGAUCCCCUCUGGGAUCUGUCCGAUCUGUGUUACUUGUUCUGUCCAAGUUAAUCACACUCUCUCUCUCUCUCUCUCUCUCUCUCAAUGCAAUGAGAAUAUGUUGAAAGAGAUCGGCAGCUGUGUCUUUCAUGUUUUCAAAAUGAUCUGGUGAUUUUGAGAAGUGCUACCACUUGACGAUGAAGAGAGGGUACUGAAAUCUUAAUUAAUUCGAGAAGGUCGAUAUAUAGUAUUACAUAUAUGCUGGUUGGAUAUGGUAGCUUUCACUACCUGACCAGUGAAGCUCUGUUUGUAGUCUUUAGUAAUCCUAUUGGCGGUUUUGAUUGCUGUUCAUAACAUUCAUUAUAAUAAGACGACAUUUUUUGGGUCACCCAGGCUCGCUUGUUUUUUGGGAGUCUGGGACUUUGUGAAUGGCUUACUGUUAUAACUACAAGGCUAUAAUAUGAUAUCAACAGACUUAUCAACUUGUAAAAGUUAAGUAAUUUUCUGUAAAAAAUCCAAAAUCAAAGUUGAUAAGAGUUCCAUCGUCAAAGUUGGUACUAGUGGCCCAACCACUCCGUGUUAAGAGAUCAAUAAACAGAUCAGCUCUAAAUUAUUCGAACUAGUUUUGGAAAAAAAAUUGGUAAUUCUUAGUUUUAUUUUGUUCGAAUAGAUUACUAAUUUUAAUGAAAGAAAGACUAAAUAUUAAAGAUGAAAGAAGCAGAAUUGUUUUUAAUGUUAAAAUCAGUUUCUUGAGUCUUUUUGGGCCGCAGGGAAAGAAUAUAGAAAAUUCUCAUGUACCGUUGUUCUAUGUAACCGAUGUGACAAUUCUUAUCAACCAGCUCCAGCACAAAUCAAAAGAAUGCAAGGGAUGGGCAUUAUUCAUUCCAAAAACUUGAAUUUAUGAUCA